Pestalotiopsis fici W106-1 is the source of this 888-nucleotide messenger RNA. RefSeq lists its product as uncharacterized. The transcript is spliced from 2 exons. NCBI's taxonomy places the organism in Eukaryota, Fungi, Ascomycota, Sordariomycetes, Amphisphaeriales, Sporocadaceae. The record is from RefSeq and is a predicted model, not a curated record. Bases 1 to 888 code for a protein of 295 amino acids.
AUGGCUUCACCCGUAUCAGCAGCCGCUCCUGCCACCAACGGGGCUCAAGUUAAUGGAGGAGCCCGUGGAAGCCAAGAGCCAGAUGCCGUUGGCAACUACGAGCAGUCUGAAGACCUCAAUGAGAUCACACGUCGCCAGUUGGAAGAAGACAUCAAGGCCUAUAGAUAUGAUCUCGAAUUCAGUACUGAGCUGCUCAAGGACGGCAACCUUAACCUGACUCCCCAGGAAGCACGCACAAUUCAGUUUCGAAUUCUGGAUCUGGGCCAUCAGUUGCGCCACUGCCAGCAUCGCAUCGAGCAGAUUGAUGCGCAGAUUCCUCAGCCUGGAUCAACUUCAAACGGUCAUCGGACCUUCUACUAUGACGCUGCCCCCAAGCGUCGCGCCAAUGGAGCGCCCAGCAACAGCACUCCUGGCCCAGCAAGCAAACGCGCCCGCCUGUCAGCCGAUGCUGACGAGACCAUGGACCUAGAAGCUGCCGAUAGUAACGCUGUCCAGCGUCUUGGAUACUGGAUGUGUCACCUAUGCACUGCCAACAAGUACCUCAGCGCCGGUCAGAAUCGCGUACCCAGCGCACCCUGCAAGUGGCCACUUCGCGACGUGAGCAAAAUGCUCACCCAUUUCCUGGACAUGCACACGGAACAUGACCCCGAAGAGAGAUGCAUCGAGCUCGGCAACGCAUUAGCUGCAAACCGCGGACCCUUUGAAUACUGGCUCACAAGAACCAAGCACCAGAAGGUGCGAGACAGUAAUAUCAUGGAUGAGUGUAUUGAUUCACUCCAGGCAGGCACAGUUCCGGAGAGCCUCAAGAAGAUCAAUCGCGCUGCUGGCGCUUUUCCAAAUGCUAUGAGCAUGAAGGACAAGGGAGAAGACGGCUCGAUGGUAGCCUAG